ACUAAUUACCUAAACUUUAACUAAUUUGGCCUAAAAUUGCUACAUGGCAAAAUCUUAUGGCUCAAACAAGUUGGCCUUUUGUUAACCGACACUUUGAAAUUCCAAAAGAAGAACCGCUAGAACCGGAGCCCCGACAAUGGCGAGAAGCGGAAGACAAUCACCAUUACCGGCGACCACCGGAACAACAACAGCAACAAUAACCCUAACCCUAAACAACUCAUCGGAAUCCUCCUCCUCAUCGUCUGAACAGCUGCAGCAACAUCCAACAGAAACCCUAACUCUGAAACUGAAACCGAAGAAGAAGAGCGUUUCAUGGAAGCAAGGUACUGUGGACAACGAGUUCCUCAACAAGAGGAGCUCUAAGAUUUGCUGUAUAUUUCACAAGGAAAAGCCUUUUGAUGAGGAUGACAGCGAUGGCGAUGAAAAUGAAAAUCAAUCAGAUAAAAAAGAUCACCAUUGCUGUAAAUCGGAGGAUCGCGGUGAAGCCAGUACCAGCAAUUGCGAAGAUAAUUGAUCGCCUUUGGAUUUCCUGUACGUAUAUUUUGAAAUUUUCAAAUGUUAUCGAAAUUUUGCUUUGAAUGAAUUCUAAUUCAAUUUUUUUUUUUGGCAUCUAAUUCAAUGUUAAGGUUCUGUUGUGCGUA
Nicotiana tabacum (common tobacco) is the source of this 641-nucleotide messenger RNA. The record is from RefSeq and is a predicted model, not a curated record. Lineage: Eukaryota; Viridiplantae; Streptophyta; Magnoliopsida; Solanales; Solanaceae.